This is a messenger RNA of Meriones unguiculatus (Mongolian gerbil), 10153 nucleotides long. RefSeq names its product von Willebrand factor C domain containing 2 (gene Vwc2). The record is from RefSeq and is a predicted model, not a curated record. The transcript is spliced from 4 exons. NCBI's taxonomy places the organism in Eukaryota, Metazoa, Chordata, Mammalia, Rodentia, Muridae. Gene Ontology annotation, molecular function: protein binding. Gene Ontology annotation, biological process: negative regulation of BMP signaling pathway. Gene Ontology annotation, cellular component: AMPA glutamate receptor complex. The coding region runs from base 632 to 1609 and encodes 325 amino acids.
CUACGCCUCAGGAGCGUGGGCAGCGGGGGAGGGAGCGGGUGCGAGCCCCGCGCCAGGCAGCUGCGACAGGAGGCAGGCGGCGGGCGCGCGGGCUCUCAGCCAGCCUGCAUCCCAUUGGCCCUCAGGACGCACUCGCUGCUCCUCUCCCCCUGGGCGCAGCGCCUGCCCACUGGUUCCCGCGACUCGGUUUGGAGAAAUUCUUUGACUGCCUAGCAAGGAGAGCGAAACUGGGCUCCGGCGGCCCCCUAGGACGCGCUUUGUGCUUGAGACUCAGGAAGAGACCCUGGAAUGAGCCGUGGAAGGCAGAGCCAGCACUGACAGGACUCGGGCUGCCAAGGCCACCAGCAGGGAGAUGAACAGGCUGGGUCAAAUGCCAUAGCCGGGUGCAGGCGCCGGGCGGAGCGCGCAGGUCGGACUGUGCUCUCCGCGGUCCGCCCUGCGCUGGUGCCCGGCCAGUCCCAGGAUGGGCACUGGAGACCAGGGCCGAGCCCGCUAGAGACUGGCGUCCCUCCUGCGUCCUGAGCUCAUGGACGGCGACUCCCGGCUGGCAGCGGCGCGCCCCCGGGCUGUGAAUGCGACUCGCUCAUCAUCCGCGCUCCCCGCCCGCCCGCCCGCCGGGACGUGGUAGGGGAUGCCUAGCUCCUCUGCGAUGGCAGUUGGCGCGCUCUCCAGUUCCCUCUUGGUCACCUGCUGCCUGAUGGUGGCUCUGUGCAGUCCUAGCAUCCCCCUGGAAAAGCUGGCUCAAGCUCCUGAGCAACCCGGCCAGGAGAAGCGCGAGCACGCGUCUCGGGACAGCCCCGGGCGGGUGAGCGAGCUCGGGCGCGCCACGAGGGACGAGGGCAGCAGUGCCCGGGACUGGAAGAGCAAGGGCAGCCGCGCGCUCUCGGGCCGGGAGGCGUGGAGCAAGCAGAAGCAGGCCUGGGCUGCCCAGGGCGGGAGCGCCAAGGCCGCGGACUGGCAGGUCCGGCCUCGCGGGGACACCCCGCAGGGGGAGCCCCCGGCCGCCGCCGCCCAGGAAGCGAUCAGCCUAGAACUCGUGCCCACACCAGAGCUGCCUGAGGAAUAUGCCUACCCCGACUACCGCGGCAAGGGCUGCGUGGACGAGAGUGGCUUCGUGUAUGCGAUCGGGGAGAAGUUCGCACCAGGUCCCUCAGCCUGCCCGUGUCUGUGUACUGAGGAGGGUCCUCUUUGCGCACAGCCAGAGUGCCCGCGGCUUCACCCGCGCUGCAUCCACGUCGACACCAGCCAGUGCUGUCCGCAGUGUAAGGAGAGGAAGAACUACUGCGAGUUCCGGGGCAAGACCUACCAGACUUUGGAGGAGUUUGUGGUGUCUCCAUGUGAGCGGUGUCGCUGUGAAGCCAAUGGUGAAGUGCUGUGCACAGUGUCGGCGUGUCCCCAGACGGAAUGUGUGGACCCGGUGUACGAGCCUGACCAGUGCUGCCCUAUCUGCAAAAACGGCCCAAACUGUUUUGCAGAAACUGCUGUCAUCCCAGCUGGUAGAGAAGUGAAGACUGACGAAUGCACCAUAUGUCACUGUACUUAUGAGGAGGGUACGUGGAGAAUUGAACGGCAAGCCAUGUGCACGAGACAUGAAUGCAGGCAAAUGUAGACUUCACAAUACAAAAACUCUCAUGUUUUUCUAGAAUAUUUUACUAAUGUGACAUUCUAGAUGACUCUGAGAAAUUUCAAUCAAAAAGAGAAGACUUUGGAUUAAGAAGUCAAGGAAAAUGGUUGUUACUUUUUGUUUUUCUUGGUAACAAUUACAGCAAGAGACAGAAAUGGAUGUAUUUCAAAACAUCAAUAAGAACUUUGGGCAUAAACUCCUUCUCUAAAUAAAUGUGCUAUUUUCACAGUAAGUACACUAAAGUUCACUAUUAUAUAUUAAAUGUGUUUCUAUAAUCCCUCUAUUAGAGUCUUAUAUAUUAAAAAUGCUGUUGUCAACCGUCCUCACUGUGUUACGGCAUAUCUUUGUUAGCUCAUUCCAUCACAAGGGGGCGCUGGUGGUACCAGGAAUCUCUUACACCUGCACGUGGACUGGGGUAGUCCAUUAAAGGAUUACAGAGAAUAAUGACUGUUUUACAUCAAAAUCCUGUUCAAAUGCUAUUUAACUAAUGCUAUGUAUUUAAUGUUUCCCCUCAGAGCAAAAUCUAAUUCACAAAAAUAGGUUUUCUUAUUUUAAUAACUCAUUUCUUAUAUCAGUUCAUUCUUGGUCAUUUGCAAAAUUUAGGUAUCCAGAUUGCUAACAUAUACUUUAUCAGGUCUCAUAGUAGUCCCCAAAUAAACACAAGCAUUUUCUUUUCAUUCAAGGUACCUAUUCUUUUAAGCAUGAGGAAGAGGAAGGUUGGGAUAUCUGUGUUGGUGUCCAUGAAGCUGGGGGUGUUGUUUAAAAAAAAAAAUACUGUGAGAGGAGCGAGAGAGUGGAGGAGUAUUUUGGAUUCAUUGGAGAAUAGUUAAGAGAAGUCAAAUUUGGAACAAGCUUAUGCCUGAAAUAUAAAGUAAGGUAUAGACAUCUCAGGCCUUAGCUCAGUGUACUCAUACUGCUUUUGACAUAGGUAUCUAUCCUCAAUAACAGAGACAUGAUAAAUCUACCUUGCAUCAAGAGCAGCAUGAGGAAGUUAUUCUUUGUCCAAUUAUGUUGAGAAAAGUGAAAAUGAAGGCCUGCAGUCAUAUAUGAUCCAACUUAUCCUGAUUUGAAUGUGGAUGAAUAAAGCUUCUGCUAAGUGUUGCUGAUUCACCCACAGUGACUGGGGAACAGUUCCCUUUCUGUGAACCACAUCAACACUUGGUUCACUAGGGCGAGAGGCAGUCAGGGUCUUAAUAUAUGUAAACAAAACUAAUGUAACUAUUUGUAACCUUUAAGAAUAUUUCCCUACAUUUAUUUUUCUAAUUUUUUAAAAUUAAAUACCUGCUUUAAAAAAUCUUGUAAAGACAAAAGGAAAUGAGGCUGGUUUGUUUUCUUCAUGAGCUUUUUUUUCUAUAGCAUAACAGGACUACACAAUUACACUAUAUAACUGUACUAUACACAAAAUUAGAGGCUAGAAAAUGAAGACUUCUAUAAAAAUUUACUAAAAAGAGCACAACGUAUAUCCCCAAAGCCCUGCCAGAACUUCAGUUAUUUACUAAUAAAUGACAGUAAAUGAAAAUCGAUGCAUUUUUCAUCACUGAAAAUUUGAAUCAUUAUAUACCUUAAUAAAUACAAAAAUUACUACAGAUUUGCAUAUGCCUAUAUUUUAUCUUGAUUUUGGAGACUAUCUUGGGUCAGGUAGACUAGCAUGUACAUCAACUUCAUGAAAAUACUCAGGGGUAUUAUUGGCUAGUUACUCUCAGGUACCUGUUUUCAGCUUUCCAAAACUUAAAUCUUAGUAUGAAAGACUGUUAGGUGUCAUCUUUCCCUUCAUUAUUCAAUGAUAGAUUUUCUUGAGACAACGGUCAUAUAAGGUUACCAUCUUGCCAAAAAAUGACCCCAUCCUCCUAAAAUACAUGGGUUACUAAGCUAGUUAUAAUUACAUAAAACUUGCCUCUUCUCUCCACGAGACAUGGUGAGUUACAGCUCCCGUGUAUGGAGCCCAGUUUUCUUGUUUCCAUUGGCAAUGGGAUCACUACCGACUGGAAAAUUGGCUCUCAAAUUAUUGCAGUGGAACAAAUCAUAAAUGCUAUGAGAAUUUAGCAUUUAUGAAUGAACAAUGAAUGAACAAAUUUCAUUCUUCCUCAGAGAAAGUGAGCACAAUGUUGUGUGGGGAAUGACUUUCUUAAUGGAAGCCAGUGGGUCCCACACGGCCUCAGGCAGAAUUCUGGGAGCUGGAACACAGUGACUGUGACUGCAUUAGAAUAAGCCACAUCAUACAUAAGACAAACAUGGAAGAACCCAGGUUUUCUGCGUUGCAUAGCCUAAGUAAUGAAACAUCAUCAUCAUUACGAAACUGUUCCUCUUGCAUAUCAUUUAGACUUUCAGGUCUAUCAAGCUGUUUAAUAUAUAUACAUUUUCUUUUUCCCCAUCUGCACAGAAAUCUUUGCUAAAGUAUUCAACAAUGCAACAUAAGGUAGAGAACGUUAGCUGCACUGUACAAGCCUCAUAAUUCAAAUGUACUUGUCUUUUAAAUGCCACAAUGCUCUAAAAUUCUUAUAGGCUCAUUCUACAAGGAUUUCAUAGUUAUUAGCGACUUAAUCAAGCUAAAAGGGAAGUUGUGCUUACAAAUGAGUUACAUGAACUUCCAACCUAUAUUUAGGUAUGAAAAUAUGAGCUGUUUAUGUGAGCCAUAGAGGAGCUCCAGAAAGAAUGCAAUCUUAGAAAAGUAGGUCCUUUCCUUUUGGGGUUCAUUCUUCAAUGUUUCCCCCAUACUUUUCAGGGAGGGUCAGGAAUGGUAUUUCUGAAGGCAACAGUCAUCAGGUGCACUGGGACCCUGUGAGGGGCUCGCUGCUAUGCUGUAAAGGUACAGAUGCCAGAGUGUCUGCCUACAGGGAGCUCGCAUACCUCAGGAUGUCGUCAUGCAGCAAUUAUAUUACCUUAUUAAUAUUUUAAUAUUCACAAUAUCAUUAUCUGCUUGGUUUGAUAAAGUAUACCAAGAGAUUAAUUCUCAUAUAUUUUAAAGUUUACUGUAUUAUGCUUAAGCACCUCCUUACUUCCUUAGCAUUGUAUGAGUCUAAAACAUUUUUAAUGUCAAAAAAUUCAGAGAUUUCCUAUUCUUUGGUUUGAUUUUAAACAAUAAAAUGUUUAAUGUUCAUAUUAUUUAAAGCAUACAAAUGUACAACUUAAAACAAGUAUUGUUGAAAACAACAUGUUAUUUUAAAUAUAGACUAUACAGAAAAUUAUAAACAAAGAAUUAUUUAACAAAUGCUAACAAUCUGUUGUUUCAAUAGGCAACAGAUACUUUUAGCUUUCUUACAGUGACUUUUUCUCUAAAACAAGAAGGUAGGGUAAUGUUACAUAUCAUUUCAUCUACACCCUGGGCAGUACCAAAAGUAUAUAGAGUAUGACUCCUAACAGCCUCUCCUCUUUGGUGGUAUCUCCUGUGCCCUGGGGUUCCUGGUGGACCUACUCCACACACUUUUCCUCAGAAGCAGUGUCUGAAAAUGCUUGGCACAGUCACUUAUUCUGGAAUGAAUAAUCUUUACGGUAUCUGUUUAUCACAUUCCAGUUCUCCCUGUCUUGGGAGAUAAGAGAAACCAAAUUCCAUCAUCUCUUCAUGCAAAGCCGGCUUCUUCUGUAUGAGGUUUUUGCUUUCUAAACAUGGAUCUUGUUUUCAUUUGGGUGACUGGAAGAUCCUAACUGCACAGAACAGCCAAGCCCUUUCAGAGCACUUGUCUAUAAAGGCAUCCUGGGGCUAUGGGAGGACACAGCCCUCUGUCGGCAGCAGCUACUAGGCAUUCAGACCCAUCUCUAAACUGUUCUAAAAUUUUCAGUACUGAGAAGCCUCAGAUUGGGGUUCAAUGGGACAUUGAGAUGGAUUGCUAGGAACAAAAAAUUUACUAGGAAAGUCAUGAAGGCUGCGGACAGGCAGACAGUUGGGAACAGCAUGAUAGGGCGUUGGAAGAAAGUUCAGUGUCCAACACCAGAGGCAGACAACACAGCAGGCAUUCUGAAGAAAGAAAAUCAGAAUCCAAGCAGAAGUGAGAGUCUCUUCUUAUACUUUUUUGGGGAGGGGUGUGUCAGGGCACAAGUCUCCACCCAGGCUCUGAGUCCCAUGCCGGAGGCAGGGAAAUAGGUGGGAAACAGGGUAUGUGGCCACCAAUACCCCAUUUGAUGUAAACUCAGUGCCCAGGUGACAGAUCCUGGAACCUGGAGGGUCUUAGCGGGAGACUCGGAGUCUCAGCCGGACACCUGCAGGAGUUUGUGAAAAAUGAACGCUGCUGCAUGCACUGUACUCUGGGCAAUAGCUGAAUCUAACAUUGCAUUCUUAUGUGUAUGUUGGAGCAGAAGUCACUUCUCAAUUGUCAACUCAAGUAUCAUGACUUUUGAGAAGGAUUCUGUAUCCCUUAAUUAGACUGCCAUUCUGAAUCUAUUACAACACUAAUUUGGUGUCAUUUUAGCACCUACUUUAAAAAUUAUGUCAUAAGCCAAGAACGUAGGUGGUUGCAUGGAAGUGUGCUCCAGAAGCACUAAACAGGUAAAUAUAUAAUGACUGGGAUGUACCACAAUGAAAAAGAAACUGCUUCUCAUGCAGAAAGCCCCACUUUUUCUAGUAUUGAAGAAGUUUGUUCAUAGCUAAUGAUUAAUUUCAUGUUUCCUCUCAUUUCUAAAUAUCUCUAAUCCACAUUAUGAGGCAUUCCCUUCCUCAAGCAUGACCUAUUAAAUGUUAAGUUUGGUUUACUGAAUCACAUACAGUCUGCUACACUUGCCUAUCAAACAGUGGCUCAAACAGUGCAUCAAACAAAAGCCCCCGUUGUAUGCCUUCCCUAUUGUUUCAUUUUGGUUUUUUACAGAUUCAUAGCACAUUUCACACAGCCAGGACAUAGACCAUGACCUCCCACAGAUCAGACCCCUCAUUGCUGUAAUGGUUGAGGAUGGAUGUGACAAUCAAUGGUCAGUUCUGAUUCAGGUCAGGAUAAAUUGCUUUGAUGUAAAAGUUCUAAUACUGAAGAACUAAUAAACGCAAUCAAGUUUACACUUUUGGUAUUUCCUUGUUUAUAGCAAUUUUUGGAAUAAAAGUUUCAUAUCCUAGACUUUAGCAUCUUGAGUAUUUCUGCAUAUCUUCAUGUUUCUGUGACUGAGCGCUGAGGUCAGCUUCUACAGAACUGAUGUUAAAUCAGUCAACGCUGUACACAGAGAUCCAGAAGCUCCAAGCCUGCUGGAAAAGUGUAUAAAAGUGACGGCUGUCAAUAUUUCACCAGUGUCAAACUUCACUCUCAUUUGUAAAGCAUUUGCUGUUUUUGCUUUAGCAUAAAAACAUGGAAUGUGAAAAAACCUAACUUUAAAUGUCUAAUUAUUAACUGAAUAAAUUCCAUUGACUUCUACACGAUAUUGUCAAUCAGGGUGAGAAUGUUCACUCAAGAUUCAGUAACAUGAAAACUUAAAUGAAGAUGAGCUCCAAGUGUUUGGCCUGUUGGCAAUUUAUAAUGCAUGAAAUACAUAUCCAUGAUUCUGUAACAAGGACAUAAAACUCUCAAUACAGAUGUAGUGAUAUCAAAGACAAUCAACAAAUUUACCUGAAGUCAUUUAUUAAAUUGUUGUAACUUAUUAACUAAAAAGUAUAAAUAUCUCCCACUUUGGUUACAAUUCAAUUUUCAGGAAGUAGAAACAUUUACCAAUUUUAUUUAAUAUUUAAUGGUAUUUUACUCACUAUUCUUCAAUUUCUAGAAUUUACAUUUCAGUUUCUUUCUAGAUAUAUCUAUGAGAAUGUUCAUUUCCCUAUUCUAUUGAUUGUUUUACAUUAUAAGCUAAGUGCAAUUCUAUUUUUACUUGUCUAUCAGGUUAUUUCAAUUAUCUUAUUUAAUGUGGCUGGUACUGUCCCCACUCUGGACAGUCAGGAAGUUGCGAAAAUGUCUAAAGAUUCAACCUAGUAAAUGCCUGGGCAGAAAUCCAAGUUUGUUUUAUACCAGAACAUGUGACACAAUGUCUUAUUUUUCAUGUUUAGACAAUGAUCUCUAUAUGUGAGACAGCAAUGUCCAAAAUGCUCUUUCAUCCUACUCCCAAGAAGUACAGUGAAUGAACAGCAUACUGGGCUUUCAACUCAACUGUACAGUCCUGACCCUUGGCCGUUAAGAGUAGCUCCUCCCAAAAGUGUUAAUAGCUAUCCCUUUCUACUCGCCACUUUAAUUUCUAAUUAACCUGUAUCUAAAUAUCUUAUUAAAAUAGAUUUUCAAACAUUGGAAGAUUUUUAUGCUUUGUUUAUAAUUUUUAUAUUGCGUUUAUGAACAAAUAUUAUGACUCUUUCUGUACUGGUGAGUUAUUUUUCCUGCUAUGGCAAGAUACCUGACACAAGCAAUGUAAAAGAUAAAAUAUUUAUUUUAGCUUAUGGUUUUAGAUAUUUUAUCUCAUGGUUGCUUGGCUCUAUGUUGUUAAGCAAUGCAUCAUGGUGGCUGAAGAAGUUCUGGUUGGGCAGGCUUUCAUCUGGCAGUGGGAAGCAAUGAAAAGAAGUAGCCAGAAACAAGGUAUAAUGGCCACCAGCACACCCCUAGGAACCUGCUUAUUCCUUUAAGCCUCUCCUCUUAAAGUAUUCAUCAACUCCCAAAACACUUCUAGGAAGCACUCAACACACGAGUUUAUGCUGAAAAGUAGUCAACAUGUGAGCCUGUGAGGGACAUUUCAUACUCAAAUCUUAACGGACAUGAAUUAGCAUUUUAGAGCUAAUGAAGAAAAUUGUCACUUGUUAGCUGACAAUCUGUGGAAAAUACAUUUUCAAACUUUAAAUUCCAGCAACUGGUAUCAACAACUGUGCCGUGAGAAAACAUCAAGUUUCAGUAAAUCAUUGAAGUCAAAUCUGUUUGGUUCCAAAGCCCAGAAAACCUACAGUCAUCAUAGGGCAUAUCUGGGUAAGGAGUUAGAGCAACCUUCGUCCAGCUUUCCUCCUACUUGGAGCAGCUGCUAGCCUUGGACAGUCUUAUUUCAUUCCACAGGUAAGAGCGCACUCUGCGUUCUGAAUCCAGCCUGGGUGUGUAAUCCCUGGCUCCACAGACCGCCUACUCCAGCACACUCCCUGAAGGCCUUAAGUCAGUGAGAAUAACUGACUCUGCUCCAUGUCAUUCUUAGCUUUCACAUUCAGGUCAGUACCUCACAAUCGGGUUUUUCAUUUGAAAACAAUGUUUUAGCUACUUUGUUAUAUACAGUAGCUUGAGGAGAACUCCAGAAGUGAACAUCAUAUAGUAGCAAUGGCUUAGGAAAAUUAAGUGCCUAUUUACUGUCUUGCUUACUUUCUUUUCACUCAGUCUUCUGAAAGUUUAGAUUAGAUUAAGCUCAUUGCAAAAGCAGCCAGUCUAUGUUACACAUUGACAGGUUUGUGAUUUUAAGUCUGUUGGUAAGCAAACAACAACAACAAAAAAUAACAAACUCUUCCCAAUUAAAAGAAUGACACCAAUAUUGGAGGUGACUAGACUGGGCUGGACCCUCCAUGUCCAUUAAACCAUGCCCACUUAUCUUUUUUAUUUCUGACCAAGGAAUCCAUUCCUGCUUUGUAAUAGGUAUGGUUUCAAGAAAAGUGGUUGAUAUGAAAAUAUUAUCUUUAUGUAUCUUUUUGUAGGUUACAUGUUAACUAAAGACAAUUAGUAUAUUUAAAAAUUUACACAUAUGUGUAUAUAACCAUUAAAUCAGAAACAGAAUUGGAUUUCUGUUUAAACAAGAAGAAAUGUCUUUAAAAUAUACAAUUGGCUUUUUUGUACACUAAAGAAUAAAUAUAAUUGAAGUGAUAAAUAUAUGAGGAAAAGCAAAGUGAGUGGUUACUUUGAGAAUGGAGAUGUUAAAUUUUAGAAUACUACACAUGAUGAGGUGUUUAAAAAAGCCUUUAAACUUACAAAACUCAAAACUGUUAAUAUAUAAUGAGCCCCUUUGGAAAAUAAAAAGAAAGCCUGCUUGGCUGGAUGGAGUCAGGACUCAGUGAACAGACUGGACUUAGAAGGCGAUACAUGAUUUUGUCUUCCUUGGCCUUGGACCACAUUUACAGAAUCAACAUCUCUGGAAACAGGGCUGGACCACUGCUAGAAGAUUCUUCAUAAUGUCUCUUGUCGCCUUGACUGCUAGUCUGAGUGGAGUCUAUCACUCAGCUAACCAAGUGCACAUUACCUACCUCUUUGUAACUCAGUGUUUAUCUGCAAAAUGGGAUGAGCACAUCAGCUCCUGAGAGCAUUAAAUGAAUGAAUAUUUCCAACACAAAGUGAGAUAGAUGGCAGUAUAGAGCACAAGUUAUAACUAAGUUCUCAUUAGCUAUGUAAGUGAAAAAAUAUGAGGAAACUGAGAUUUUAAAGUUUUAGAGAUUCUAAGUCAGUGAAAGUAAAUGAUUUACAUAAUAUCUUAUUUUUUAAUCCAUUCAUGUUUUGUGUUUGCCAGAAAAAUGUUUUUGUAUUACCAUAACUUUACAUGGAGCCAAACUGAUAGUAUCCGACCUACUUUGUAUAUGUUGUUGGAUGAGCAUGUGUGUUAUAAACUGAUUUACAAAAUAAAAUAUUUAUUAAACUGCAUUUUGCACUUUGAGGUAGUCACUUUCAAAAUGUUUUUCAAUCUGUU